AUGAGCAAUGAAAAUGUGCUUUUGAGUCAAGGGGGUUAUUUUGUACCUUCCUUUCAAAUGCCACCAGUUAACUACCAUCCAGCACCUAUUCCUGCUAGUGCAUUAAAUUUCGCCCCUUCUCCACCAGCGAACGAGCCUUUUACAUAUGUUUCUCUUGAGGAUUUAAAGGCAUUACUGCCGCCUGAUCAGCAGGAUGAAAAAAUCGAGACGGGAUUAUUGCCAGAUGGACGCGCAUAUGCACCGAGGUCUGCUAGAAGAGAUCGUUAUUGCCUCUUUACUGGAAAGAUCCCGUACAUUCUCUAUUUCACUCAGUACUAUUUUUCAAAAGAAAACAUUGAUCGUGAUGCAAUCUUCCGAUCACUAAUGGAUGACAAUUACUCUAUUUCAUUGGAACAAGUUAUUCAGGCUCCUCGACUUGCAUCUGUAAAUACAACUAUUGAGGAAUUAAAGACUGCUAUUGAAACUGGGAGUGACUCGUUAGUAAUUGUUUCUAGUCCGGAAGGCAUUAGCUCAUUAAAGCGCAAAGAUAACUAUCCUGGACCUUCAUCUGGUCCUAGUUCUUUGCUUCAAGCUGAAUCGACUAGGGCGAGUUUCGAUAGCCGGGCCGGAAAUUCUGAAAGGCCUACUCCUUCGGCCUCGGCCAACCCGGAAAUCGAUCCUUCAUUUCCUCCUCUGCAACAGUAUUCGGUUUUCCGUUUCCCUGCCUCAAAUAACCUGGAUCCCUCUUCUAUGAUUUAUCCGCCUCCAAAUCCUUUCUAUCAACCUCCGGCUCGAGCACCCUCUGUUACAGCGACUGCUUUAAGUCAAAAUGCUGCAAUUACUCAACUCACUUCAAUUAUGUCGGGCAUGAAUUUAGGACAGCCUGGUCAACCAACGCCUCAAGCCGCUGCUACUGGGAAUCCUCAUCAUCCUACUGCACAGCAUGCUUCCCAAUUUUUCAAUCCAAUGUCUAACUUUGCUGCUGCAGCACUCGCUGCUUUUAAUGCGAGAAAUACGAAUUUUCAAUUCUCUGCUCCUUUCGCACCCAGCUUGUUUCCAUCAAAUGCUGCUGGCCCACCUCGACCUGGGACUGCUCCAGCUGCCAGUAUCCCGCAUCAUCAAUUUUUCAAUCCUCAUCAGCAACAAACAGCUGCCGCCCAAAGAAGGGUGUCUCCUCCUCCACCUCAUGCAACCACUAUGCCCCCACAGCAGCAGACUCCUGUCAACGUUUCAGCAAAUGUGCUAAAUCUUCAGCUUCCUGGUGCUGCGCCUCCUCUGUAUAAUAUGCACAACCCCCAUGACGCUCAUUUUGCACCCGGUUUUCCUCCCUCCCAAUCAUAUGAUUCUGCUUGGCUAACUGAGGGUGCUGCUCUGAUGAACAGCGGUAGCUUCUCUCACCUUGGCUACACCGCUCCUUCUGUCAUGUCUGGUACUCCCAUAAUGGCUUGGCCUCCCAAUCAGCCCCCACCGCCUCCAAUUCGCUCUGCCCAACACCAUCAUCCUAUUCCCCAGGCUUCUAAUUACCAGCUUUACAAUGUCCCACCCGCCAGCCUCUUGCCCACUCAAGUUACUACUACAAAUCAGCCUACUACCGUUGCUACGACAUCUCCGAAUGAGAACGUCAAGAAUGUUUCCACCACUACGAAUACCAAUGCUCCUAUUCCUUCUACAAGUGUUCCGAGUAGCAGUGCGAGCAGUAGUAUCGGUGGUAAGGAUGAGUCGACGACAGCAUCGUCAACGGCUGCUGCGGUGAAUGAGGAGUCAGGUUCAGCUCCUCCAAAGAAACAUUCGGUGGCGACUAAUCAUCAGCAGUCGUCUGGAUCAGCUGCGCAGCAACAUUCUCGACCGAAUAGUAGCGGUAGUAACAAGGGUAACAAGUACAAUAACAGCAAGUCUGCCGCAGGAAAAGGUGGUGGCGGUGGUGCUGCUCAACAUCAUUAUCAUCAUCAACGUGGCCAUAGCAACCGGGCUCCAGGAAAUAAUAUGGGUCCGGUGUCUCCUACUGCCUCUGCCUCGAGGACGUCGAUAACAGCAGCUGUAACAUCAAAUUCGAAUGCUGUAGCCUCUUCGCCUCCCGCAAAAUAG
Molecule: messenger RNA, 2064 nt
Organism: Rodentolepis nana
Lineage: Eukaryota; Metazoa; Platyhelminthes; Cestoda; Cyclophyllidea; Hymenolepididae
Source: the annotation of a GenBank genome assembly